Lachancea meyersii CBS 8951 is the source of this 630-nucleotide messenger RNA. Lineage: Eukaryota; Fungi; Ascomycota; Saccharomycetes; Saccharomycetales; Saccharomycetaceae. The record is from the annotation of a GenBank genome assembly.
AUGGACACGAACGACGACGACGAUCACCCGUAUAUCAACGAAGAAACUGAGAUCGGGCACAGCACGGUCCAAGUUCGCUGCGCGCCGGCUCAACGAAUAGUUCCGCCACUCAAUUUCUGCCCUGUCGAAAGAUAUUUGUACCGGUCAGGUCAACCGUCGCCGGUCAAUUUUCCGUUUUUGCUCGACUUGCAGCUUAAGACCAUAAUAUGGCUUGCCAACGAAGAACCACAGGACACGCUAUUGGAGUUUUGCGACGCGCAUUCGGUACAGUUGCAGUUCGUCACGAUCAACCCAGAUGGUGGGGAGGACGAUAAUCCGUGGGACGGACUCACGGAACACAGCAUUGUGACCGCUCUGCAGCUUAUCGUGCAAGCUCAGAACUACCCUCUGCUGGUGUGCUGUGGAAUGGGCAGACAUAGAACUGGGACCGUGAUUGGGUGUUUACGCCGAAUCAUGGGGUGGAACUUGGCGUCCGUAUCUGAAGAAUACCGGAGAUUCACGGGUAGCAGAGGCGGCCGAAUCCUGGUAGAAUUGCUGAUCGAGGCAUUUGACACGGGUUUGGUGAAGAUCAAUCGCGCAGACGCGCCUCGGUGGCUCCAAAGCGUUGGCGGGAUGGAGACGAAGAGAUGA